Molecule: messenger RNA, 1917 nt
Organism: Closterium sp. Naga37s-1
Lineage: Eukaryota; Viridiplantae; Streptophyta; Zygnematophyceae; Desmidiales; Closteriaceae
Source: the annotation of a GenBank genome assembly
AUGCUCGGGGGAGCAGGGGGAGGCGCGUGUGCUGUGACGCGAGCAGGAGGGAGAGGACGCGCUGCUGGUGCAUGUGCAGGUGCAGGUGCAGGUGCAGCGAAUCUGGACAUUGGGGGUCUGAGAUGGCUGAAAACGAGUGCGGGACGCGUACGCGCUGUGGGCGCGAAGGCAAAAGUUGGGGCAGGGGCGGGGGCAGGUGCAGUGCAUGUGGACAUUGGGGCGAGGGCCCGCGCGCGGCAGACGCAGCGAAUGUGGACGCUUGUGAUUGGCGGAGGCGCGGUGGCUGGGCUGGCCAUAUUCGCGAUGAACUCGCUCUGGAAAAGUUCGCAGAGAACUCGCCAUCAACUUCAUCCCUCACUCAUUCUCAUUUUCCUCAUCCCUCGCCCCUGCUCACCGCCCUUGCAGGCUCUGGAGAAGUUUGCAGAGAACUCGUCUGCCAACCGGUUCAGGCUGGGCGGGCUUGUGAAGGAGGGCAGUGUGCGCAUUCCUGCUGGAAGCAUUGAGAUGGAGUUUGUUGUCACUGACCUUGCAACCGAUAUCCUGAUCCCGGUCUGCUACAGGGGUGCUUUGACUGAUUUAUUCAGGAAGGGCCAUUCCGUGGUGGCAGAGGGGUUUCUGCGGUCGCUCAGCCAUGCCGACACCGCUGCCUUCUUGGAUGCGCCACCUCAUGGGUGCCCUGCCAGAUCUGUUCAGGGAGGGCCAAUCUGUGGUGGUGGCGGCGGGGUUUCUGCGGCCGCUCAGCCAAGCCACCACCCCUGCUUUCUUGGAUGCGCCACCAGCCCUUUUUUCUUCCUUCCCCCCUUCCUGACUCCAGAUUUUGGUCCAAUUCAGGGGUGCCCUGCCAGAUCUGUUCAGGGAGGGCCACUCUGUGGUGGUGGCGGCGGGGUUUCUGCGGCCGCUCAGCCAAGCCACCACCCCUGCUUUCUUGGAUGCGCCACCAGCCCUUUUUUCUUCCUUCCCCCCUUCCUGACUCCAGACUUUGGUCCGGUUCAGGGGUGCCCUGCCAGAUCUGUUCAGGGAGGGCCAUUCAGUGGUGGCGGAGGGCUUUCUGCGGCCUCUCAGCCAAGCCACCACCGCUGCUUCCUGCACUGUCACACCUCUUCCCAUCUUCCUUUCUCCCCCCAACCCACCCCUCCCCCGUUACACCAGAUUUUGGUCCGGUUCAGGGGUGCUCUGCCUGAUCUGUUCAGGGAGGGCCAUUCCGUGGUGGCGGAGGGCUUCCUGCGCCCCCUGAGCGAAGCCAACACCUCUGCCUUCACUGGCAGCAGCAUCGCCACUGCCAGCAGCAGCAGUGGAUUUUCUGGGAGAGGGGCGACUGUACUAGGGGUUGCAGAGGCGGAGGGUGCUGUAGUGGAGAGGGGGAUUGGGGAGGGGGGAGCGAGAGGGGAGGGUGGGGGUGUGGGGGAGAAGGGGGUGGGGGAGUGGGAGGAGGGGGAGGAUGUGAGUGCGAGUGCGCGGAGUGUGGGGUACUUCUUUGCUGCGACUGAAGUGCUGGCAAAGCAUGAUGAGAAACACAUGCCCAAGGAGGUAGCAGCAGCUCUGGAGAAGAACCUGUGGGAUAAAUACAUGCCCAAGGAGGUAGCAGCAGCUCUGGAGAAGAACCGAGCAGCAAUAGAGGCAGCAGGGGAAGGGGACGACACGAGUGAUGCUUUGAGACCAGCUCUGGAGAAGAACAGAGCAGCAAUUGAGGCAGCAGGGGAAGGUGACGACACGAGUGAUGGGGAGGGGGAAGGGAAGGACGACGGGGAAAGAAGUGUGGGGGAGGCACAAAAAGGAAAGAAGUCAUCGGUUGGAAGUGGUGGUGGUGCUGCUGGUAGUGCUGCGCUUGGGAUGGGGGAUGGUGCGAAGAAGCCUGGGAAGCUGAGCAAGCUUGGACAAUCACCUAGUGUUGCUCAGGGAUACGACAUUCCUUCCUAA